This is a messenger RNA of Pelmatolapia mariae (spotted tilapia), 2365 nucleotides long. RefSeq names its product very long chain fatty acid elongase 4-like. Gene Ontology annotation, molecular function: fatty acid elongase activity. Gene Ontology annotation, cellular component: endoplasmic reticulum; endoplasmic reticulum membrane. The coding region runs from base 311 to 1243 and encodes 310 amino acids. The record is from RefSeq and is a predicted model, not a curated record. Gene Ontology annotation, biological process: very long-chain fatty acid biosynthetic process; fatty acid elongation, saturated fatty acid; fatty acid elongation, polyunsaturated fatty acid. Lineage: Eukaryota; Metazoa; Chordata; Actinopteri; Cichliformes; Cichlidae. The transcript has 7 exons.
UUCCCUGCUUCCAGGAGAUUGGGAGAAGAAGAUGCGGCUGAGCGGCCGGCACGGACCGACUGCUUAACGGGCAAAUCUUAGUCAUAGGUUUCCACUUGCCUUUUCUUUUUCUUUUUUUAGGUUCUUGCCAAAUUUGCUGCUUGAUGUCGAAUUUGAACCGGAGCAGCGAAUGAACUGAUAAGCUGUAAGGGCAGAAGAAGAAGAGGGGGAGCGAAACAGUUACUGACAGGAGUUGGGCAUCAUAUUGCCACCGGAUGUCAUUAUACGCUUUUAAAUAUCGAGGACUGUAAUCUAGACCAAAGGCAGAGCCAUGGAGGUUGUAACGCAUCUUGUGAAUGACACUGUAGAGUUUUACAAAUGGAGCCUUACUAUAGCAGACAAGAGGGUUCAGCACUGGCCCAUGAUGUCCUCUCCCUUCCCUACUCUGGCUAUCAGCUGCCUGUACUUGAUCUUCCUGUGGGCAGGACCUAAAUACAUGCAAGAUCGCCAGCCCUACACACUCAGGAAGACCCUCAUAGUCUACAACUUCAGCAUGGUGGUCCUGAACUUCUACAUCGCCAAAGAGCUCCUACUAGCCUCCAGAGCAGCCGGGUACAGCUACCUCUGUCAGCCUGUAAACUACUCAAAUGAUGUCAAUGAAGUCAGGAUAGCCUCGGCUCUUUGGUGGUACUACAUCUCCAAAGGAGUGGAGUUCCUAGACACUGUCUUUUUCAUACUGAGGAAGAAGUUCAACCAAGUCAGCUUCCUCCACGUCUACCAUCACUGCACCAUGUUCAUCCUCUGGUGGAUUGGAAUCAAAUGGGUUCCUGGUGGACAAUCAUUUUUUGGUGCAACCAUCAACUCUUCCAUCCACGUCCUCAUGUACGGGUACUAUGGCUUGGCUGCCUUGGGACCUCAGAUGCAGAAGUACCUCUGGUGGAAGAAAUACCUCACCAUUAUCCAGAUGAUCCAGUUCCACGUAACCAUCGGCCACGCCGGCCAUUCCCUCUACACCGGCUGUCCGUUCCCCUGCUGGAUGCAGUGGGCUCUGAUUGGCUACGCCGUCACCUUUAUCAUCCUCUUCGCCAACUUCUACUACCACGCUUAUCGACGCAAGCCUGCCUCUUCUCGGAAGGGAGGGAAGCCCAUAACAAACGGCUCCUCUGUGGUGGCUAACGGUCAUAGCAAAGUGGAGGAAGAGGAGGAGGACGAUGAGGAGGACAACGGAAAGAGGCAAAAGAAAGGAAGAGCGAAAAGGGAGUAAAGCAGGAAACGGGGCUUGCUUUGCGAAAAGCAGACAGUUAUUUUAUGGGCCAGAGAAGGAGGGAGGGGAGGGGAGGGAUAAGCAGAGUUCAAACCAGACGAUCAUCCCUGCAAAUAAAGUGGAUGGAUGUGAUUAGGGACCAACUUGAUGAAGUGAAUGGUUAGCAGUGUGUGUUCACUGGGUGUGUCUGUAAAUGGUUCUGGUUUUGAGGGGACGAGAGUGUCGGUUGUCUCCAUGACAGUUUUCUUUUGUAAUUAAAUCCAGAUAAGAAAAGAAAAUUGCUGUUCAUGUAGGCCCACCCCCCCGUUCCUCUGUCCAGCUCUGUUUUGGACCAUAGUAGGACCAAAAUAUUAGAGGAACCGCAUCCUGCUCAGCAUCCACUUACUUUCAACCGGAAUCCACCUCCAACUUUUGUACUCUGGAUUCCAGUACUGUUUAAAAGCUUAAUAGUGUUUAAUAAGCUAAAUUAAUUUAUUUUCUAGUGCUUUCAAUGAGUAUCAAUUCAUUUAAACUGUUAACAAGGAAAAAACAACAUACAAAACUCUGAUCUUUCUUUUUUUUUUCUUUUUUGGUUUGGGGGGUAAUCAUUGUUUACAAAUACUUAGUUUACCUUAACAUGGCUAGCAAAGAAACAAAAAAAAACAUGUCUCUACAUUAUCUGCCAUCAGCUCUUUGCAGUCACCUGCACCAUCUACCAGACUUCAAAUUUCACUGUCUUCUCUGACUUUAUUUACCUGUGCUGCAUUUACAGAGUGAUACACUAUUUUCUUUAUGUGCUUUGUGGAUUAAAAACCUGGUUUUAAAUACUUUUGAGGGGGGCGGUGAAAUUGUAGUUUUUUUUUUUUAUAGAGUCAACGCUAAUUUAUGAUUAUCUUUGUUAUAAUACACAUUUCUGUGGGUCGUUCUUUCUUUUUGCUGUGCAAUGUAGCUGAGGUGCAAGAAUAAGAGAUUGAUGUACAGCUCAGUAUUGUCUCACUGCCACGUAGAACGGACGGGGAAAGUCGUCUUGAGAAGAGCUUCGUCUUUUUUUUUUAAGGAAAAGGAUUGUCUUAUUAAAACAGAAGUGACACAGCUUUCCCUGGCUGCACAUAUAACUGAAAUAAAGACAAUGUCAGCACCCCA